Messenger RNA from Adineta steineri, 781 nucleotides. Lineage: Eukaryota; Metazoa; Rotifera; Eurotatoria; Adinetida; Adinetidae. The record is from the annotation of a GenBank genome assembly.
AUGGUAGAUUUAAAAAAAAGAGCCUUUUGGCAUUUUACAUUUAAAGACAUAUUAGCUAUUAUAUGCUCAGCUGCCAUACCCAUAGCUCUUGCUACUUAUACUGCAAUUGGGUCUCAUCAACAAAAACAAGAAGCUGAAAAAACACGACAGUUUGAUUUGGAACAAUCAAGAGAAUUAAGACAACAAACACUUUAUGAUGAAUUCAUAAAUAACAUUUUUAAAUUGGAUAAUUAUGGUUAUCUGAAGGAGAGAAAAAAUCCAUGGGCAUUUGCCAAUGCAUAUUAUCGUGCUGCUCAUCGCCAAUGGGAUACAAUACGGAAAGCAGAUGUUUUACAAUUUCUUAAAGAAAAACAUUUAAUUGGUAGAAAUAAUUGUACUGAUGGAUGUAAAACAACAGAAUUAGACGAUAUAAUUCGUUUGAAUAAGUUAAACUUUGAUAAUGCAUAUCUAGCAAGUGAAACUGGUGUCUUACAUCAACUGGAUUUAGAAUGUGUUGCUUUUGAUCAGAUAUCAAUGUCAAAUGCAGUAUUUUCCUCUGUUAAUUUAAAUGGUGUAUCAUUUGAUGGAGCACAGUUAGAUAAGGUGAAAUUUAAUAGUUCAUCUUUACUUUGUGCUAGUUUUAAUGGUGUAAAUUUGUCGGGAGCAGAUUUUGGAAACUCAGAUCUGACAGGUGCAAAGUUUUUAAACAGUGAUUUGUCAGGAGCUAAAAUAACGGAAGAUCAAAUAAACCAGGCAUCGUUUGAUAAUGUAAUUAUGCCAACCGGAGAAAAGAGUGAAAUUA